This is a messenger RNA of Rhipicephalus sanguineus (brown dog tick), 2024 nucleotides long. RefSeq lists its product as uncharacterized. The record is from RefSeq and is a predicted model, not a curated record. The transcript has 2 exons. NCBI's taxonomy places the organism in Eukaryota, Metazoa, Arthropoda, Arachnida, Ixodida, Ixodidae. Bases 12 to 1967 code for a protein of 651 amino acids.
CCGUCCGCAGUAUGGCUCGCAUGUUUGUUCCGGCGGCACUCUGGCUAUGCGCGACGCUGCUCGGUCAACAACACAAUGUCCAGGGAGCACCGAGGCCCGUCCGUCAGAUCAGUCCAGGUCUGUUGGAAGAGGGUAGCACUCAACAGAAGGUCACCCAGCAACAGUCUAAAACCCUGACUAAGCCCUUCUCCCAUGCAGUUGACCAUGGUCCGUACACGGCCACCGUCCAUGCGACGCCGUUCAUGUCGUCCGGAGUCCUGGGCGGCAUCGGGUCCGCUCUCGGUGGCCUGCACAGCACCGUAAUGGACGGCCUGCACGGGGCACUGCACGGCGGCGGCAUGUUGGGAGGCGUCCCGGGCUUCCACACUCCGCUUACGGCCGCGAGUCACUUGCUGUCGGGGACGUUCGGCGCCGUGGGACACCAUCUGGGCGGCCUGACAGGGGCAAGUCCUCUGGGAGGCCUCGCCACACCUCUCACAUCGCCGCUCUCGGCCCUGUCUCCAGCCCUCAGCGGCCUUUCCGGUGGUAUUCUUCCAGGCAGCCCAGGUGGCGGCAUGUCCGUACUCACUCACACAGUCCACUACGGCAGCUCGGGCGACAUGGGCCUCGCCGCGGCCGAGCACCAACAUCUGACUAGUACGGCCCACCAGCACAGUCUUCUGGCCAGUCAGGCGUUGGCCGCUGCGGACGCCGUCGAGAACGCCCAACUGCAGGCCUCUCUUGCCCGGAGGCACCUCAUCCACAAGGCCCUAGCGCACCAGAGCCUCGCGAGUCAGGCGCAGAUGAUGGCCCACAACGCUCACGCGCGUUUGCUUCAAGCACAGGCUGCGCACACUAGCGUGAUGUCCAUGUACCAUAACGGCUUUGGCCAAGGGUAUCCCAUGAUGGGCAUGCCGGCGUACGCAGGUUUCCCCGUAGGGGGUUACCCAGGAGGAAUGAUGCCCCUAGUAGGCGGCGCCAUGGGCUACGCUGAGAACCCUCUGCACAGCAUCAUCAGGAAACACUGCACGACAGUGCGUUACAUCAAUGGUGGUGGCGGUAUGUACCCAAUGCCGUUGGGUCUGUCGAGCGGUAUCGGAGGAAGCUACCCCUACGGCGUACACAGUGCCAUGGCCCUCGGGCACGGAGUCGGCGUCUACGGUAUGCAUGGCGCGUAUGGAAGUAGUCCACUUCUCGCCGGUGGCGUUGCGCCGCUUCACAGUGGCCUCGGCAUGGGAAUUGCAGGUCUGCACGGCGGAUACGGAGGUGUAUACAGCGGCUUGGGAGGUCUUCACUCUGGGCUUGGAUACGGCGCAGCCGGUCUUUAUCAUGGUCUUCACAGCGGGCUCGGAUACGGCGCAGCAGGUCUUUACAAUGGUCUUCACAGUGGUCUUGGAUACGGCGCAGCCGGUUUGCAUGGUGGUCUCGGAUACGGUGCCACCAGCCUCUACCAUGGUCUUCAUGGUGGCCUAGGAUACGGUGCGGCUGGUCUCUACCACGGAUUGCACGGUGGUUUGGGCUAUGGAGCCGCAGGUCUCUACCACGGACUCCACAGUGGUUUGGGCUAUGGAGCCGCAGGUCUCUACCACGGACUCCACAGUGGUUUGGGAUACGGAGCCGCAGGUCUCUACCAUGGACUUCACGGUGGUUUGGGCUACGGAGCCUCAGGUCUUUAUCACGGACUUCACGGUGGUUUAGGCUAUGGUGCAGCCGGUCUUUACCACGGGCUUCACAGUGGUCUGAGCUACGGAGCCGCUGGACUACACAGCGGCCUCGGCUAUGGCAUCGGAGGCCUACAUGGAGGUCUCUCGCACGCAGCUUACGGCCUGCACAGCGGAAUGGGACUCGCUGGUGGCAGUCUUGCUUACGGCGCUGGAGGACUUUUCGGAGCCCAUCAUCCUGUCCACACGGCCAUGCAUUCGUCAAGUUUCUCAAGUUACGGUGGUUACGGUGCUUACGGCGCAGGCGGGGGUUUGCUUCGUCGCUGAUGCUCAUUAGGCAAUUGCAAAAGACGACAUGGAGAGAGAGACCGAGCCGUUUUCAUC